This is a messenger RNA of Oryzias latipes (Japanese medaka), 9800 nucleotides long. RefSeq names its product kinesin family member 13Ba (gene kif13ba). Gene Ontology annotation, molecular function: microtubule motor activity; microtubule binding; ATP binding. Gene Ontology annotation, biological process: microtubule-based movement. NCBI's taxonomy places the organism in Eukaryota, Metazoa, Chordata, Actinopteri, Beloniformes, Adrianichthyidae. The record is from RefSeq and is a predicted model, not a curated record.
UCACACAACCUUUUGCUGCUUCAAAAGAAAAACUGCCGUCGGAUAGAUUUGGCAACACGUGUGCCACUAGUCUCAUCUAUUACAACGCACACUGCAAAGAACGUAGUUAUAAGUAUUUGAAUAACGAUUGCUAACACGUGUAGGUUUUAUUCAUUUGAUUAAAAUCCCGAUUUCAUUUUUAUAUGUCAUCGGAAGUCAAAAUGUUCAGAUUUUGAAGAAUGUGCUUUUAUUUUGAAGAGGGAAAUUGUUGGCCGGAAAUGCGUCCUGCUGGCGUUAGCUCGACAGAGACAGGGCUGUAGAUUCCGUUAGGAAGGUGUAGUCCAUCGCCGGGCUCUUGUAUGUGGACCUUUGUGUCUUUGGGUUAGCGUUGUCACCUCCGGCAUGAAUCCGUUUAGCUCCGACGCGUCUAUGGACUGAUAAUAACCAGAAACAUCAUGAGCAGAAGGAGAAAUUAAGCGGCGGCGGCGGCUGGCUUCCUUCCUGCAGGAUUCUACCAGGCUUUUUUGUUUUUUCCGUUGACAUGUCUGGUCUAUGGAGCACAGCGGGGAGAGGCUAGCUGGCCCGACAGUCCGGCUAGCUCUGGGUUUUCUGGAUCUUCGAUGAUCGUUCGGCUGAGAAGCUGAUUUUGUUUCGGAUCAGCUCUGCUUUCUGGAGCAAAGGAGCCAGCAAUGGGGGAGCCCAGCCUGGACGACUCCAAUGUCAAGGUGGCUGUGCGCGUUCGGCCGAUGAACAGAAGAGAAAAGGAACUAAACACAAAAUGCGUUGUGGAAAUGGUGAAAAACCAGACCAUCCUUCAUCCAGCUGGAGCCAACCUUGGAAAAGCAGAUUCCAGGAAUCAGUCCAAGGUCUUUGCUUACGACUAUUGCUUCUGGUCCAUGGACGAGACGGAUAAGGAAAGAUUUGCAGGUCAGGAGGUGGUGUUCCAGUGCCUUGGGGAAAGUCUCCUUCACAACGCCUUUCAGGGCUACAAUGCCUGUAUCUUUGCCUAUGGACAAACUGGUUCCGGAAAGUCGUACACCAUGAUGGGUUCGGGGGACCAGCCUGGGCUGAUUCCUCGCCUCUGCAGUGCUUUGUUUGAACGGACCAAGGAGGAACAGAGGGAGGAGGAGAGCUUCACUGUGGAGGUGUCCUACAUGGAGAUCUACAAUGAAAAGGUUCGAGAUCUGCUGGACCCCAAAGGGAGUAGGCAAACGCUGAGAGUGAGGGAGCACAAAGUCUUGGGUCCAUAUGUGGACGGCCUGUCACGACUAGCAGUGGCCAGUUACAAGGACAUUGAGUCUCUCAUGUCAGAGGGGAAUAAAUCCCGCACUGUCGCCGCCACCAACAUGAACGAGGAGAGCAGUCGAUCGCACGCCGUCUUCAACAUCAUCCUCACGCACACGCUCAAAGACCUGAAGUCUGGGACAAGUGGGGAGAAGGUGAGUCGGUUAAGUCUGGUGGAUCUGGCUGGGAGUGAGCGAGCUGCAAAAACCGGAGCUGCGGGAGAACGACUAAAGGAGGGCAGCAACAUCAACAAGUCCCUCACCACACUUGGUCUGGUGAUCUCUGCACUCGCUGAGCAGGGAACCACCAAGAACAAGACCAAGUUCGUUCCUUACAGAGACUCGGUCCUGACAUGGCUGCUGAAGGACUGCCUGGGAGGGAACAGCCGCACUGCCAUGGUCGCCACAGUGAGCCCGGCGGCAGACAACUACGACGAAACUCUCUCCACGCUGCGAUACGCCGACCGAGCGAAGAACAUCGUCAACCACGCGGUCGUCAACGAAGACCCCAACGCUCGGAUCAUCAGGGAGCUCCGAGAAGAAGUUGAGAAGCUGCGGGUGCAGCUGACGCAGGCAGAGUCGCUGAAAGCCCCGGAGCUGAAGGAGCGUCUGGAAGAGUCCGAAAAGCUGAUCCAAGAGAUGACGGUCACCUGGGAGGAGAAGCUCCGCAAAACGGAAGAGAUCGCCCAAGAGCGCCAGAAGCAGCUGGAGAGUCUGGGGAUUUCUCUGCAGUCUUCAGGGAUCAAAGUUGGAGAUGAUAAGAGUUUUCUUGUCAAUCUCAAUGCUGAUCCUGCUCUUAAUGAACUCUUAGUGUACUACCUGAAGGAACACACAAAAGUGGGCUCAGCAGACUCCCAGGACAUCCAGCUGUGUGGGAUGGGCAUCCAGGCAGAGCACUGCGUCAUUGACAUCACAGCAGAGGGCACCGUCUUUCUCACGCCUCAUCGUAACGCUCGAACAUGUGUCAACGGUUCUCCAGCAUCAAGUGCUUUGCAGCUUCACCACGGUGACCGAAUCUUCUGGGGGAACAACCACUUCUUUAGGAUAAACCUGGCAAAGCGGCGCUCCCGGACAGCUGAGGAUGAAGAGGGGGAAGGCGGCGUGAUGAAGAACAGCGGCAGCAGUGAGCAGCUGGAUGCCGACGGCGACACGAGCAGUGAAGUGUCCAGUGAAGUCAGCUUUUCUUAUGAGUUUGCACAGACGGAGGUCAUGAUGAAAGCGCUGGGCAACAACGACCCCAUGCAGGCAGUCCUCCAGUCCCUGGAGAGGCAGCACGAAGAGGAGAAGCGAUCUGCUCUGGAGAGGCAGAGGCAGAUGUACGAGCAGGAGCUUCAGCAGCUCCGCAAGAAGCUCAACCCUGAUCGUCUGUCCAUGGGCCAGUCCGGAGGGCAGAUGACGGGUCAGCAGGGUCCGGGACAGCAGUCGCAUUACCGCAGCAUGGAGAGGCUCAGUAUGGGAGGGUUUAGUCAUUCAAGCAGUGCUCAGAGCAGACUGAGGCAGUGGAGUGAGGACAGGGAGGCGGUGCUGGUGAGGAGCCUCCGGAGGCUACGGGAGCAGAUUGUGAGAGCAAACCUUCUGGUACAGGAAGCUUGCUUCAUCUCUGACGAGCUGGAACGUCAUACGGAAUACAAAGUCACCCUGCAGAUCCCUGCAGACAAUCUCAAUGCAAACCGCAAGAGGGAUGCGGUGCUCAGUGAACCCGCCAUCCAGGUCCGGCGGCGAUGCAGAGGGAAACAGAUCUGGAGUUUGGAGAAGAUGGAGAAUCGUUUGGUCGACAUGAGAGAGCUUUAUCAAGAGUGGCAAGACUAUCUCCUCCAUAACCAAGACAACCAAGGAAUGAGAUCAUAUCUCCGAAGAGCAGAUCCCUUCUUUGACGAUCAGGAGAACCACACCCUGAUAGGUGUCGCCAACGUCUUCCUUUCCAGCCUCUUCUAUGAUGUCAAGCUGCAGUAUGCCGUCCCAAUCAUCAACCAAAAGGGAGAGGUUGCUGGACGCUUGCAUGUGGAGGUGGUGAGGGUUGGAGGCUUCUUAGAAGACAGCAUGGCUGGAGGAGACGAACCCGAAAACAACCAUGACUCUGAAGUGGAGGACCGCAAACUGGUCUGCAUGAUUAAGAUCCUGCAGGCCACAGGUCUCCCUCAGCACCUCUCCAACUUCGUCUUCUGUCAGUAUUCUUUCUGGGACCAGCGCGAGCCCUUCAUCGUGGCUCCCGAAGUCGACCCUUCCUCCUCGUCCCCCAGCUCAAAGGACCCUCACUGCAUGGUGGUGUUCGACAGCUGCAAGGAGCUGGCAGUGUCUGUAUCAGAAGAUUUUAUUGAGUACCUCACAGAAGGAGCCGUUGCCAUCGAGGUUUAUGGACACAGACAGACGGAUGCAGGGAGAAAUCCGGCCUUGUGGGACCUCAGCAUCAUCCAGGCCAAGACGCGAACUCUGCGAGACAGGUGGAGUGAGGUCACACGCCGCCUUGAAUUGUGGGUUCAAAUUCUGGAGAUUAAUGAAAACGGAGAGUUUGUCCCAGUGGAGGUGGUCCCUGCCAGAGAUGUUCGGACCGGAGGAAUUUUUCAGCUGCGGCAGGGCCAGUCGAGGCGCAUUCAGGUGGAUGUUCGCUCCGUUCAGGACUCCGGCACCAUGCCUUUGAUCUCAGAGAUCGUGCUGUCCGUAUCAGUGGGCUGUGUAGAGAUCCAAAACAUCAAUGCAAUCCAAGAGGGAGACGAGAUGGACAGUUACCAGGAGAGAGAUCUGGAGCGUUUAAGGCGGCAGUGGUUAGCCGCCCUCACCAAGAGACAAGAAUACCUCGACCAGCAUCUGCAGAGUCUGGUUAGCAAAGCAGAAAAGACAGAGGAUGACAUGGAGAGGGAAGCUCAGCUGUUAGAGUGGCGCUUGACCCUCACGGAGGAGAGAAAUUCUGUCAUGGUGCCCUCUGCUGGCAGCGGCAUUCCAGGAGCUCCAGCCGAAUGGAUUCCUCUUCCUGGUAUGGAGAAUCACACCCCUGUCCUCUUCCUUGACCUUAAACCUGAUGACCUCAGCUCCCAAGAACAGUUUGAGGUUCCUGAAGCUGGAGGUUGGGAUGCCACUCUGAGCGGAGAGGAUGAAGACGACUUCUUCGACCUGCAGAUAGUAAAACACUACGAUGGCGAGGUGAAAGCCGAAGCCUCCUGGGACUCCACCGUCCACGAGUGUCCCCAGCUCAGUCGGGGGGGAGUGUGGCCGGAUCAGCGCGUCUACCUGAUAGUCAGAGUGGUGGUUCAGCUCAGCCAUCCCGCCGACAUGCAGCUGGUGCUCAGAAAGAGGAUCUGCGUGAAUGUCAACCCGGGCCGCCAGGGCUUCGCCCACAAUUUCCUCCGAAGGAUGUCGACCCGCAGCACCAUUCCUGGCUGCGGGGUCACCUUCGAGGUGGUCUCCAACAUUCCUGGGGAGGCUUCUGGGUCAGAGGACAGGGAGAUGCUCGCCCACCUCGCUGCAAGUGCACACAACAGCCAGUCAGGUGACGACGAGGCCGCCAUUGAGAAAUACCUCCGCAGCGUCAUGAGUCUGGAGAACAUUCUGACUCUGGAUAGACUCAGACAGGAAGUGGCGGUGAAAGAACAGCUGUCUGGCAGAGGGAAGAGCAGCAGACGGAGUCUGAGCUCCCCUUCAGUUCACAGGCUGUCUGGAAGCAGACAGGACCUGUCCACAACCUGCCUGCUUGAUGAUAAGGUUCGAUGGGAGAGUCAGCAGGACAUCUUCAUGCCCUCCCAGUUUCACCGCACUCUCCCCCGCCCGGCCUCUUCCCCAUCCACCUGUUCCAUCUCCUCUUCGCCCCCCAACCCCUUUAGCUCAAACCCCCAACCACAACAAGAACCAGAACCAGGUCGUUUAGGGCUUGCUGCCUCUUAUCUUUCAGUUAAGGCGCUGGUUCCUCAAAUGCCCAAACUGCUCAAAUCUCUGUUUCCGGCUCGUGACGACAAAAAAGAGUUGAGGCCUUCGCCGCAUGGCCAGCAGCAUGUGCCUCGAAUCAUGUCGCCAACAGGAGGGGACGACAGCAGAGUUAAACCUGAGACGGCCGCCGCUCUACGGCCAUCUGCCAAAGACAGAAGGACAGAGUUGCCAGAAGUCCCUCCUCUUCCUGUGCAUGACCCGCAUGACACCACCCCCCUCAGCCCCCUCAGCCAGUCGUCAAGCGGCUAUUUCUCCACUAGCGUCUCCACAGUUACCCUGUCUGAUGUUCUUCAGCCCUCCUCCUCGUCUUCCUCUCUCCUGGCUGCCGAGACUACAUCCCCCACAACCCCUCAGCAGCAGCAGCAGGGUGCUGAUCGGAUCGAUGUUGUGACCUCUCCUUCUCAGUGCGGCACCAAGGAGGCAGCCGUCCCCCCGCCUACUCCCUACAGCUCAGCCAAUCACAACAAUGUCAGAGCAGAGCUCUGCUCGCAGCAGAGGCUGCAGAACGCAGGAGGAGGAAGUGAAGCCGUUGAAAAGCUGGAGAUCUGUGUGGAAGACGAAGAGCGAGCUCAUGACGACUCUCUGCCCGAGUGGUUGGUUGAAGGGUGUCAUGUCACAGUAGGGAGCAACAAAGCAGGAGCGGUGCGCUACAUCGGAACCACACACUUUGCUGAAGGAGUCUGGGUCGGGGUGGAGCUGAACACCCCUGUGGGCAAAAACGACGGAUCCGUGGGGGGUCAUCGCUAUUUCCACUGCAAAGCGGGCUAUGGGGUGCUUGUCCGACCCGACCGACUGUCCAGCCGAGAUCGGAACAGCCAGAUUCCUCCUUCUGUCCACGUCCCCAUCCUGCGAGGAGAAGCCAUCACCGUUCGCAGAGGGGAGAACCGCAAGUCUUGGAGCAGCUGAAACAGCAAAACGGGAACUUAGCAGGAGGGAACUCCUGUUGUCCUCUCCUCCGAGGCUCACACUUCUUUACCCAUCGGGUGCCUGGCAACCCAGAGCUGGCAACUCCAGAAACAACACCAAAACAGAAGAUCUAGAUGAAGCAUUCUAAUGGAAAAAAAAUGCUGAUGUUUCUUUAAAAGCCUCCCCAGAGUUUGCAAAAGUUCUAGGAAGGACUGCUAUUCCUGUAGGAAGAGGUAGGAGGAGUCCGUCAGGAGGAUGUUCAGAGGGAAGGUCUAAAAUGUGGAUCCGAGCUUCUGUCAAAGAAGAUCUUCGAGCUAACAUGCUCCACAUUCAGUGUUCUGAGCUAACGACAGAACCCUUCCUCUCUUCGAGGAAAUAGAUCCCACUAGUGGUGUCGUUCCAUCCCUGCAGAGUUCAUCUAUGUAGUCUUGAGACUUCAACUCCCAGAGUUCCCUACUGCAGGUGUCUCUCCUCUGAACCGAUGCAGGCUGGACCCUUCCUCUUGGACUCCUGGUCCUUUGCAGAUGGAUGCUCCCAGAAUGUGCCUUCGCCGUGGUCUGCUUUGUGUUUGUGUGUUUUUGACGGUGUUUGUGUUGAGUGUGAGGAGAUCUCAGGGACUGUAGAUGAGAGAAAGGUGAGGCGGGGUGUGAGUGCCUGUGUGUGUGUGUGAGAGUAGAUAAUGUACAGCUUUUUUUUUGUCCCGUGUGCACAGAUGAAGUUGUGUGUUGGCGCUGGUGUGCAGGAAGAGUAAAGUCCACGUUUGGAGAUGCUGCAAGUGGCAGAAAGCUCAAACCGAGAGGCUUUAAAAGUAGAUUUUGCACUGGAGACGUGGGAUAAAAAGCUUGUGCAAGUGAACAGAACGGGGCUGCAGUGACCUCUGUCUGACAUCAGGGGGCGCUCAGCAGUAUUAAGGCAAGGAGGUGACAGAAAGAGGAAAGUGUAGAAAGAGUUAACUUAGGAAAAUAGUUUUUACUUUGACACAGCAACCUAUUUUUUUAUUUUAUUUUUUUUUUUAAACUAAAGGCUGAAACAGCAAAAGAUGAACUUGAAGGUUCGAGUAUCUAAAACAUUCCUGACAAACGGUGAAGAAAAGCUGGGAUGCGGUUUCAUUGCUUUUAUUUUAUUAAAACAUUCCUGAGAGGCUGUAAUGUUUUCCACUGACAUGCUUACUACACACGUGUUCUAAAGCACGCAUCGGCUCUGUCGCGCUCAUGAGCUCAAAUCCACGUCCCGUCACUACAGCAGCCUGUGGAAACACCGUCCAGGUCAGAGAAGAUGCAGACAAAGACACCCCGCCCUGACGGGGAUCCAGCUGCUCGCCUUCCCUCGCCGUUUUGUCACUAGUGGGGCAGCGGGGAGCAGUUGGCUUAAAGCUCAGCUGUAGUCGGUUUUACUGGAUUUCAGAUUUGGUUUUAAAGCUAAAAAUAAUUGGGAGAUUAAAGCGUUUGUUGUUGUUUUUUAGGUUUCUAGUCAACGGUUCUCUUCAUGUUGUCACUGUCGUGACAGUUUUCACGACCCCAGAGUUCUCUGGUGAUUGGUGUGGAAUUCUAAGUAAUGACACCCAUAUGAACACCAUGUGCUUUCCUUUAUUUGAUCAUGCGCCUUCGUAAUACGAGGGGAGGAGGAACAGUAGUAUUUAUGUAGAAAUACUUGUACACAUGCCUUUAUUGCAUGGAAAUCAAUUUUUUUUUUAAUUAAAUGUUGCACAGAUCAUGACAUGGAAGCUGCUGCUAUUAGCAUUGUUAAUUUUUGUACCUGUAAAUCAUUUAUCUGAUUAUCCAUCUCAGUCUAUGCUAAGUUUCAUGUUUAGUGGGGGCUGAGGUUGCGGCGGUGCUCCGGGUUCAGUGGGCAAUAUUUUUGGGAUAAAUAUUGAGGCACUUGAAAAAGGUUAAAACCGUGGUUUAGAUAGGAAAUCACUCCUUUGUUGAUUUUAAAGGAGAGUAAGGAAGGUUUUUUUUUCUUUUAAGGAAUGGAUUUGCAUUAAGAUGCGACAACGAUGUCGUCAAAGCGGAGUUUAUUUGCAUAUUUAUUAUUUGGCCUUUAAGGAAGUGCAGCACAACGGUGGAGGCUGCCUGAAGAAAAGCAGCUCAGAAGGUUCUGAUUGGUUGUUUCUGUGGUUCAGUUUAGGUUGUGAUGAAGGACGGCAAUAAGGUGUGUUGUGUGUGUGUGUAGCUUGUAAAUACAUGUGUGUGUGUGUGUGAAUGUUGAGUGGACCUAGAACAGGAAAUGUGCUCAGAAGCUGGUUUUGUGGAAGUCUGUGAUCACCUCAGACUAGUUUCUAGACUAGUGUUGUGCCUCAAAACACGUCUGUCGCACAGGUGAGUGACUUGAGUCCCCGCCCCCUGUGUGGCAGACGUACGUCUGCCACACAGGGGGCGGGGACUCAAGUCAACUCGCCUUACAUGUUCCACAAGAAAAGACAAUAUCAGUGUUUAUUUGUGUGCGUUUUCAGUCAUACUUUCCACCUCCAGCAGCUCAGAUUAAUCACAGAAAAGCGCUCAUCUCUGACAGGAAACAGUGAUGCUGGUUGGCUGUUUCCACGGCAACGCUACACGUUAUCAGGCUGGAUUGAAUUUCACAGUUUGCAUUACUUAGGGCUGCAUCAGCCAUUAGAGCAACAUUCAUUUUUUUAGCCCCUCACAUUGUUUUUUCCCUGUUUUUGGUUUUAAGUGCGCCUGCUUCUCUCCAUAUCUUUGUGUCACUUCUGUUUGCUUUGAUGUGGCCUCCACCUCCAGCCUGGAACUGGUCCGGUUCCAGAAUGGAGAAACGAAAGAAAAGGAGAUGAGACGAACGAACGUGGCACCCGAGGAAAGCCUGCUAUUUGAUCUGUCCGGUUCUUCACUGCCUCUUCAGCGGGAACAGAUCCUUAACUGAGGCUUAAGCUUCCUCACAGGGAAUUUUAUGUACAAAAACUAAACAUAACUCGUGUACAAAAAAAUCUUCUGAGCACUGCCCUUGCUCAAUCAGAUCUUCCAGGUUUUUACUACAUUUUUUGCAUUUGGAGGUGACUUUUCCCCCCUUCUAAUCAGUUAUCUGGCAGUUCAAACACCUUUUUUUUACCACGCAGGUAUAGAUGUACCUUUCCCUGCUUCACUGUGUUAUCAACUAUUAAAAAAAAGAAAAGAAACGACUCAAAAGAAAGCAAUACCCAGCUGAUCGCUGAAGAUUCCAGAUCCGGCUCUGCAUUUUAAACGUUUUUUGGUAAUUCUUGAGGUACCAGGUAGCCAUGUUUAACAGAGCUGUUGAAAGGGUUUGGUGCUCAUCAAGUCAGGACAUUUAGUCCUGCCGUUACUGCUGCAAAAAAAGAAGAAAAAAACAAGCCCUUCUAGUUUUUAACUUCACACGUAUGUAGCGAAGGAAAAAGACACUUUUCUAUACCUUCUUUCUUCAGAUGUGUUUCAGCGUGGCCUUGGCCUGUUCAACAGUAUUAUUAUCAGUGUAACUAAUGUUUGAGUCUGCUGCUGUGAGGAGCUUUGUCUGAAUGAGGAAUGUGUGAGUAAAUGGUCCUGUGUGUGUAAAUAUGAUCAUAUUAAGACAUAUAUAUAUAUAUAUAAAAAAAGAAAACUGAGCACAAGUUUGAUUCUGAUUAAUUUAAUUGUUUUUAUGUAAUUCCAUGCUGUAAUCCAAAGAAUACAGUUGUACUAUGACAGUUGUUUUCAUUUUUAAAUCUGAACAGUAAUCUGGUGAAGAAAAAAUAAAUCAGUUAUAGAGUGA